AUUCUUUUUUGAAUAUAUGUAUCACAUAAUAUGAUUUGAUAUGUUUUAGAAUUCACAUCCUACAAACCAACUCGUUAGAAAAAAUCUAGGACAUUUUGUUUUUUCAAAAGUAUAUUGAUUAAAUUAUUAAAAAUAAAAUUUUACAUACAUUAAACUCUUUAAAGUAAAAAAAUCUGAAGGAGUAUCAGAUCUACAUUUAAUUUAAUUUAUUAAGUUAUAAAUAUUUAAUUCAACGAGUAUCAGAUCUACAUAAUUAAUUAUAUGUAAAAAAUUACAAAAUUAUUUUUUAUUAAUAUUAUAAAUUAAAAUAUAACGCAUUGACGGUAUAAAAUAGUUUAGACGGUAUAUCUCAUCCUUUUUAUAAUAAUAAAUAAUAAAGAUGACGUAGAAAUAAACAUAAUACUUCGUUAAAGAGUGAAAGAAGAUUUAUAAAUCAAAAUGACAUAUAAUGUGACUCUUAAGAAAACUUAUCCAAUAGAUUUCUAGUUAAACCGACAUUUGGUGUGAAAUGAAAAAAUUAAGAAACCCAAGCGUCCCAUCACAUUGUACCACAUUAGCGGGAAAAGUUGCCUCACUUUUUUGAGAAUGAAAAUCAAAUUGUUUAAGAGGGCAAUUUGGGAAAUAAAAAAGUUUGUUCAGUUUCCUCAACAACAGACAGCGUUCAGUAAUCUCCAAUGGGACGAAAAAGAGUUAGAGAAAGGGUUUAUGGUCCUGAUGGAAGUGCUUUUUUCAACUGGUAACUCUUAUUUCUGUUGUUGCUAUAACCAUUCAUAUCAUUGAUUUUUGUUCUUACAAAUGUUGUUGCAGUGAAAAAUGUGGAGUUUCUGUUGCUAUAACCAUUCAUAUCAUUGAUUUUUGUUCUUACAAAUGUUGUUGCAGUGAAAAAUGUGGAGUUUCUGUUGCUAUUUCAUUGGCUGAUAUGCAUCAUUGUGAAUCCAAUAAAAUCCAUUAUAGGAUUCUCCAACCACCACCAGCUCCUCAGUUCUUCGAUCACCCGCGUUCCCCUUACCGUAUUUUUAUGUAAUAUUCAUUCUCAACUGAUGUUUUAAAAAGCCUUUCGCCAUUUUUUAUUUUCUUAAAACCUGCAUGUAUUUAUUAAUUUUCUUUUUUAGGGAAAACUUUGCCAGAGGUAAAGAGAUGGAAAGUUAUCUUGAAGUUGAGAAAUUAGGGUUUGAAAUGUGGCAGAAUAUGUCUCAACAGGACAAGUUCCCAUUUGUCUCUCAUGCUAAAAUAUUGGACUGUUGUCACCGAAAAAGGUUGAAACGCGAGGCCAAUCAGAGUAUAGAGAUGAAUAUUGGAGCUAAGUCACCAUUGGUUGAGAAUUUUAAGAAGCCUCAAGGAACUUUAGCAAAUCCUCUUGAGACUCUGAAGCAUAAGUUUAUAUAUACGGAUCAUGGAGUAUAUUAUGCUGGUUAUCUUGUGGUGAAUUAUCAUAAAUUAGGCAUAUGUUCUGGUGAAUUAUCUUAUUAACUUCCUUGAUUAUACAAUUUCAUAUCUUUUUGGUGGUUAUCUUUUGCUGACUGGAUGCAGAUCAGACUUCUUUAUACUUUUUUGUGAUUAUCUUGUGUUAAGGUAGAGGAUGCUAAUUAGACUUUAUGAUGUAAACACUUUUUGGUGGUUAAUUUUACAUUACUUAAUA
This is a messenger RNA of Vicia villosa (hairy vetch), 1639 nucleotides long. RefSeq lists its product as uncharacterized. The coding region runs from base 1087 to 1470 and encodes 127 amino acids. The record is from RefSeq and is a predicted model, not a curated record. Lineage: Eukaryota; Viridiplantae; Streptophyta; Magnoliopsida; Fabales; Fabaceae. The transcript is spliced from 5 exons.